Fomitopsis serialis is the source of this 2234-nucleotide messenger RNA. Its product is annotated as Six-hairpin glycosidase-like protein. Bases 54 to 2048 code for a protein of 664 amino acids. Lineage: Eukaryota; Fungi; Basidiomycota; Agaricomycetes; Polyporales; Fomitopsidaceae. The record is from RefSeq and is a predicted model, not a curated record. Gene Ontology annotation, biological process: carbohydrate metabolic process. The transcript has 8 exons.
CGAGCCGCGUAUAAAACGGAGUGCGUAUAUCAUCUCAUGUACGCGAUCCCAGAAUGGCCGCCUCGUAUGCUUUGGUGCUCUUGGUAGCGGGAUUAUGCGUCUCGGGCACUACGCCUAGUGGGCCGUGGGACGCGUUCAACCUUGCACCGGAGAGCAAGGCGGUAUACGCGCGCACAGUAUAUGGUGUCACCGGUACUGUGGAAAACGCGGACAACCUUGCUAACAACACAGGCAGCGCUACUCUGGUGGGCGAUGGAUCGUACGUGACUCUGGACUUUGGCUACGAGGUCGGAGGGAUUGUGUCGUUGACUGUCGACAAUGCGACUUCGUUGUCGUCACUGGCGCUCUCCUUCACCGAGUCCCCGUUGUACAUCAGUCCCCUCACCUCUGAUGAUACUGCUGUCCAAGACGCUAGCAUGUCAUACGACGGCGUUCUUCCACUCACUGCACCACUCGAAACUGGGCUCUGGACGGCACCGGACUAUCGUCUGAGGGGAGGCUUCCGCUACCUGACAGUCGUCUCAACCUCAAACGACCCUGUCACUAUCUCUAACGUCUCUUGCGCGAUCUCGUUCAUGCCGCAUUGGGAGGACCUGCGGAAUUACACUGGGUACUUCUUCGCCUUAGACGCAGGAUCAGAUGACGAAGACUUGUUGACGAAGGUCUGGUACUCGGGCGCUUAUACCGUGCAGACGGCGACAAUCGCAGCGGACACUGGACGCGUCGACCCUCCCUUGGGUUCACCUGGCUGGUAUAACAACGCCACCGCUGGCAUUGCCAGCCCCGUCAUCAUAGAUGGGGCCAAACGCGGACGCGCGAUCUGGCUCGGCGACAUGGAUAUCGCCGUGCCUACCCAGUUCGUCUCCACGUACGACCUUCUCCCCGGUAGGAACUCCAUCGCGACUAUCUUCUCGCUCAUGACCGCCGCGGGCGAGCUGCCGUACUCCGGGCCGCCGUUGAGCGAGCAGGGCAGUGAUACGUACGCGGCGUGGACGCUCAUUGGGACGUACAACUAUUACUUGUACUCGGGCGACCUUGAGUUUAUCGAGGAGCUGUGGGGAAAUUACACGAAGGCUAUGGAGUACCUGGCGGCGAAGGUGGACGAGACGGGGUUAUUGUAUGUGACGGGGACUGGGGACUGGGGGAGGCUGUGGAUGGGAGGAUAUAACUCGGAGGCGAACGCGAUUUACUACCAGGUGAGUGCACUCUUGAACAGCGCGCAGCUCGCGACAUGGCUCAACGACACUGACCUCGCGGACGCCUACUCCGCGAAUGCAACGAAGCUGAAGGCGGGGUUCAACGACGCGUUCUGGGACGACGACGUCGGAAUGUACCGUGACAACAAGACGUCCACACUAUACCCGCAGGACGGCAACGCGGUUGCGGUGCUGUUCAACCUCACGACCUCCGCAGACCAGGCAUCCAGGAUCAGUGAAGGUCUUACGCAGUAUUGGAACGAGUAUGGCGCGGUUUCGCCUGAGCUUCCGGAUAACGUAGCGCCGUUCAUUGGUGGCUUCGAGGUCUCCGCCCACUUCGCGUCUGGCAACGACGAGCGCGCGCUUGAUCUUAUCCGACUGGAAUGGGGAUACAUGCUCAGCACCAACAUCAGCGUGCACUCCACGUUCCUCGAAGGGUACACGUCCAACGGAUCCCUGUACUACCGGUCCUACGAUGGCUACGCAUACGACCCGACCUUCAUCAGCCACUCGCACGGCUGGAGCACCGGCCCCACCUCCGCACUCACGUUCUACGUCCUCGGCCUGACCGUCACCUCGCCCUUGGGUCAGACGUGGUCCGUCGCGCCGCAUACAUCGGGACUGCCGUCGGCCCAGGGUGGGUAUAGCACUACGCUUGGCUGGUUCGGCGUUGACUGGACCUCCGCCGCGAGUGGAUUCAAUAUUACCAUCUCGACGCCAGAAGGGACCAGCGGCACCGUGAAGCUGCCGAUCACUGGGACGGUCUAUGUGGAUGGUGUCGAGGUUGGCGAAGAUAGCUCGGAAGCCUUCGAGCUGCCUGGCGGAAAUCACACUGUCGUGGUGGAGAGAUGAAGCCUGAAGAAUGGACAUAGUAUGUGACUCGCUGUCGCUAUUGAACGCCGUGGUACGCAGGGCAUGCACAAAAAUGCUGCAGUGCAUCGUGAUACGUUCUGCAUACUUCGCAAGAUGCGCAGCCUCCAUGGAUUUCUUGCGGGUAGCGGUCUCUUGACCGCGUCUUUGCCCGUGACCAUCAGCCAU